This is a messenger RNA of Rhinopithecus roxellana (golden snub-nosed monkey), 7811 nucleotides long. It is a transcript of the gene MLH3, whose product is annotated as mutL homolog 3. The record is from RefSeq and is a predicted model, not a curated record. Gene Ontology annotation, molecular function: mismatched DNA binding; ATP binding; ATP hydrolysis activity. Gene Ontology annotation, biological process: mismatch repair. The transcript has 12 exons. NCBI's taxonomy places the organism in Eukaryota, Metazoa, Chordata, Mammalia, Primates, Cercopithecidae. Gene Ontology annotation, cellular component: mismatch repair complex. Bases 223 to 4494 code for a protein of 1423 amino acids.
AACACCUGAUGCGCAUGCGCACUGGUGUGUCCUGGCCUGGCGCGCCCCCUCCGAAGCGCAUGCUCGUGGACUCGCACGUGCACGAGCCUCAAGACCCAAGGUGCGCGCGUCGGCGUCCCAGGCGGUUGGUGUCCGAGAAUUGGUUAAGCGGGACUCGAGGCAAUUAUUUCCAGUCAGAGAAGGAAACCAGUGCCUGGCAUUCUCACCAUCUUUCUACCUACCAUGAUCAAGUGCUUGUCAGUUGAAGUACAAGCCAAAUUGCGUUCUGGUUUGGCCAUAAGCUCCUUGGGCCAAUGUGUUGAGGAACUUGCCCUCAACAGUAUUGAUGCUGAAGCAAAAUGUGUGGCUGUCAGGGUGAAUAUGGAAACCUUCCAAGUUCAAGUGAUAGACAAUGGAUUUGGGAUGGGGAGUGAUGAUGUAGAGAAAGUGGGAAAUCGUUAUUUCACCAGUAAAUGCCACUCGGUACAGGACUUGGAGAAUCCAAGGUUUUAUGGUUUCCGAGGAGAGGCCUUGGCAAAUAUUGCUGACAUGGCCAGCGCUGUGGAAAUUUCGUCCAAGAAAAACAGGACAAUGAAAACUUUUGUGAAACUGUUUCAGAGUGGAAAAGCCCUGAAAGCUUGUGAAGCUGAUGUGACUAGACCAAGCGCUGGGACCACUGUAACAGUGUAUAACCUAUUUUACCAGCUGCCUGUAAGGAGGAAAUGCAUGGACCCUAGACUGGAGUUUGAGAAGGUUAGGCAGAGGAUAGAAGCUCUCUCACUUAUGCACCCUUCCAUCUCUUUCUCUUUGAGAAAUGAUGUUUCUGGUUCCAUGGUUCUUCAGCUCCCUAAAACCAAAGACGUAUGUUCCCGAUUCUGUCAAAUUUAUGGAUUGGGAAAGUCCCAAAAGCUGAGAGAAAUAAGUUUUAAAUAUAAACAGUUUGAGCUUAGUGGCUAUAUCAGCUCUGAAGCACAUUACAAUAAGAAUAUGCAGUUUUUGUUUGUGAACAAAAGACUAGUUUUAAGGACAAAGCUACAUAAACUCAUUGACUUUUUAUUAAGGAAAGAAAGUAUUAUAUGCAAGCCAAAGAACGGUUCCAGCGGUAGGCAAAUGAAUUCAAGUCUUCGGCACCGGUCUACCCCAGAACUCUAUGGCAUAUAUGUAAUUAAUGUGCAGUGCCAAUUCUGUGAGUAUGAUGUGUGCAUGGAGCCAGCCAAAACUCUGAUUGAGUUUCAGAACUGGGACACUCUCUUGUUUUGCAUUCAGGAAGGAGUGAAAAUGUUUUUAAAGCAAGAAAAAUUAUUUGUGGAAUUAUCAGGUGAGGAUAUUAAGGAAUUUAGUGAAGAUAAUGGUUUUAAUUUAUUUGAUGCUACUCUUCAGAAGCGUGUGACUUCCGAUGAGAGGAGUAACCAGGGCAGUUUCCAGGAAGCAUGUAAUAAUAUUUUAGAUUCCUAUGAGAUGUUUAAUUUGCAAUCAAAAGCUGUGAAAAGAAAAGCUACUGCAGAAAACAUAAGCACACAGAAUUCUAGGGAUUUAGAAGCUAUCAGAAAAAAUACAAAUGAUGCAUUUUUAUACAUUUAUGAAUCAGGUGCUCCAGGCCAUAGCACAAUGACAGAGCCAUCUUUACAAAACAAAGACAGCUCUUGCUCAGAAUCAAAGAUGUUAGAACAAGAGACAAUUGUAGCAUCAGAAGCAGGAGAAAAUGAGAAACAUAAAAAAUCUUGCCUGGAACAUAGCUCUUUAGAAAACCCAUGUGGAACCAGUUCAGAAAUGUUUUUAAGCCCUUUUCAGGCACCAUGUCACUUUGAAGAGAGUGGGGAGGAUCUAGAAAUAUGGAAAGAAAGUACUACUCUUAAUGGCAUGGCUGCCAACGUCAUGAAAAAUAAUAGAAUUCAGAAUCAACCAGAGAGAUUUAAAGAUGCUACUGAAGUGGGAUGCCAGCCUCUGCCUUUUGUGACAACAUUAUUGGGAGUACAUAGUGCUCAGACAGAGAGGGAGGGAAAAAAAAAGCCUAGCAAUUGUGGAAGAAGAAAUGUUUUUAGUUACGGACAAGUUAAAUUAUGUUCCACUGGCUUUAUAACUCAUAUAGUACAAAAUGAGAAAACUAAAUCAACUGAAACAGAACAUGCAUUUAAAAAUUAUGUUAGACCUGGUCCCACACGUGCCCAAGAAACAUUUGGAAAUAGAACAUGUCAUUCAGCUGAAACUCUAGACCUCAAAGAUUUAGCCGGCACUUUGAGUAAAGAAUCUGGUCAAUUGCCCAACAAAAAAAUUUGCAGAACAAAUGUAAGUUGUGGGCUAGAGAAUGAACCUACAGCAACUUAUGCAAAGUUUUCUACUUUUCAGGAAGAUAGCAAAAAAUCACAAACAGGUUGCAUAUUAUCCGAUAUAUCCACCUCUUUCCCCUGGUAUAGACACGUUUCAAAUGAUAGUAGGAAAACAGAUAAAUUAAUUGGUUCCUCCAAACCAAUCGUCCGUAAGAAGCUAAGCUUGAGUUCACAGCUAGGAUCUUUAGAGAAGUUUAAGAGACAAUACGGGAAGGUUGAAAAUCCUCUGGAUACAGAAGUAGAGGAAAGUAACGGAGUCACUACCAAUCUCAGUCCUCAAGUUGAACCUGACAUUCUGCCGAAGAACAAGAACCGCUUAGACAACUCUGAUGUUUGUAAAAUCACUACUAUGAAGCAUAGUGAUUCAGAUAGUAGUUGCCAACCAGCAAGCCACAUCCUUGACUCAGAGAAGUUUCCAUUCUCCAAAGAUGAAGAUUGUUUAGAACAACAGAUGCCUAGUUUGAGAGAAAGCCCCAUGACCCUGAAGGAGUUAUCUCUCUUUAAUAGAAAACCUUUGGACCUUGAGAAGUCAUCUGAAUCACUAGCCUCUAAAUUAUCCAGACGGAAGGGUUCCGAAAGAGAAACUCAAACAAUGGAGAUGAUGAGUCGUUUUAAUGAACUUCCAAAUCCAGAUUCCAGUAGGAAAGAGAACAAGUUGUGCAGUGUGUUAACACAAGAUUUUUGUAUGUUAUUUAAAAAUGAGCAUGAAAAAACAGAGAAUGGUGUCAUCCCAACAUCAGAUUCUGUCACACAGGAUAAUUCCUUUAAUAAAAAUAGUAAAACACAUUCUAACAGCAAUACAACAGAGAACUGUGUGAUAUCAGAGACUCCUUUGGUAUUGCCCUAUGAUAAUUCCAAAGUUACCAGUAAAGAUUCAGAUGUUCUUAUCAGAGCUUCAGAACAACACACAGGAAGUCCGGACUCUCCCAGUGGAAUGUUAAUGAAUCUGGUAGAAGAUGCCACAGGUGACCAAAAUGGAAUUUGUUUUCAAAGUGAGGAAUCUAAAGCAAGAGCCUGUUCUGAAACUGAAGAGUCAAACACGUGUCGCUCGGAUUGGCAGCAGCAUUUCGAUGUAGCCCUGGGGAGAAUGGUUUAUGUCAACAAAAUGACUGGACUCAGCACAUUCAUUGCCCCAACUGAGGACAUUCAGGCUGCUUGUACUAAAGACCUGACAACUGUGGCUGUGGAUGUCGUACUUGAGAAUGAUACUAUGGAUGAUACCGUUAGUAGCGAAUCGCUUCAGUCUUUGUUCUCAGAAUGGGACAAUCCAGUAUUUGCCUGUUAUCCAGAGGUUGCUGUUGAUGUAAGCAGUGGCCAGGCUGAGAGCUUAGCAGUUAAAAUUCACAACAUCUUGUAUCCCUAUCGUUUCACCAAAGAAAUGAUUCAUUCAAUGCAGGUUCUCCAGCAAGUGGAUAGCAAGUUUAUUGCCUGUUUGAUGAGCACUAAGACUGAAGAGAAUGGUGAGGCAGGUGGAAACCUGCUCGUGCUGGUGGAUCAGCAUGCUGCCCAUGAGCGUAUCCGUCUGGAGCAGCUCAUCAUUGAUUCCUAUGAGAAGCAACAGGCACAAGGCUCUGGUCGGAAAAAAUUACUGUCUUCUACUCUAAUUCCUCCACUAGAGAUAACAGUGACAGAGGAACAAAGGAGACUCUUAUGGUGUUACCACAAAAAUCUGGAAGAUCUGGGCCUUGAACUUGUAUUUCCAGACACUAGUGAUUCUCUGGUACUUGUGGGAAAAGUACCACUCUGUUUUGUGGAAAGAGAAGCCAAUGAGCUUCGGAGAGGAAGAUCUACUGUGACCAAGAGUAUCGUGGAGGAAUUUAUCCGAGAACAAGUGGAGCUACUCCAGACCACAGGAGGCAUCCAAGGGACAUUGCCACUGACUGUCCAGAAGGUGUUGGCAUCCCAAGCCUGCCAUGGGGCCAUUAAGUUUAAUGAUGGCCUGAGCUUACAGGAAAGUUGCCGCCUUAUUGAAACUCUGUCCUCGUGCCAGCUGCCAUUCCAGUGUGCUCACGGGAGACCUUCUAUGCUGCCAUUAGCUGACAUAGACCACUUGGAGCAGGAAAAACAGAUUAAACCCAAUCUCGCUAAACUUCGCAAAAUGGCCCAGGCCUGGCGUCUCUUUGGAAAAGCAGAGUGUGAUACAACGCAGAGCCUGCAGCAAUCCAUGCCUCCCUGUGAGCCACCAUGAGAACAGAGUCACUGGUCUAAAAGGAACAAAGGGAUUUUCACUGUAUGCUUCUGAGCAGAGAGCAGCAGCAGCAGGUACCAGCACGGCCCUGACUGAAUCAGCCCAGUGUCCCUGAGCAGCUUAGACAACAGGGCUCUUUGUAUCAGUCUUUCUUGAGCAGAUGAUUCCUCUAGUUGAGUAGCCAGAUGGAAUUCAAGCCUUAAGACAGUUCAUUCAUUUGCAUCCAUGGAUACAGAAGGUUGCCAUAUAGUAUCUACCUUUUGCUACUUAUUUAAUGAUAAAAUUUAAUGACCUUUUGAUUGGUUGCUUGGUUUGUUAUUUGAAGGGUGUGAUUUUUGUUUCUGUACAGUUUUUUUUUCAAGCUUUACAUUUGCGUGUAUCUAAUUCAGCUGAUGCUCAAGUCCAAGGGGUAGUCUGCCUUCCCAGGCUGCCCCCAGGGUUUCUCCACUGGUCCCUUCUUUUCCCUUGUCUUCUUCACUUCCCUGUGCUGCUGCUUCAUGUGCUGCAUCUCAGACUUAAAGAGUUUCUCUACUUUGAGUGAAAACAUUCUCUAGGGCUUUCAUCAGGCCUUUAGUUAUUUUAGGGAUAAAAACUAUUGAUAAAAAGGACAAGGAUAGAACAGAGAAAAUUUAAAGUCCUGUCCCGGGUUUUUUGUUUUGUUUUCUUUAAAAACUCAGAGACUGAUAUUCAAUAUCUCAAACCAGUAAAAUGGUGAAAAUACUAUGAGCUUGUUUUUUAAAAUAUGAUUUUUUUGGUACUUCAUAAAGUAUCUCUUUAUGUGACAGCAAUUGUCAUAUCAAAACACAGCAUAUCUAUGUUCAACCUAACCAAAUGUUUACACUUUCUCUUUCAGGAGACAAGGGUUCUUUGAGUCCCUUUCAAACAGUAUCUUGGUGUUAUUACAUUAUGCCUAUCUAUUGCCCUUAUAAUUUCACUUGGGACCAGGACUGAUCAUUCUGCAAAUGCUUGUUAUGCCAUUCUCAAUCUAUUUUUCCCACACCUUUUCACAUGAUUUGUGGUUAAUAGGACUCAAUAGACUAAAAUUGCAUAGUAGAAAAAAAAUACAAAAUGCCAGCUGGUAAUGUUUAUUGCAACUGGGGUGUUAUACAAUUAGUAAGAUGAUGCAAUGAGAAUUUCUACUUUUGUAUUUCCUGUCCAGCCUGCUCAAAGUGGCUUUUAUAUCAAUGAAAUGAUUUUCCUCAUUUUUUAAUACAGGAAACCAAUUCGUGCUCAUGGAAGAAAAGUUCCUUUGCCAGCAGCCUUGAAGUGAAUCUUACAGGAGCAAUGAAAGUAUUGCAUUCAUUAGCAUCUGCCCCAGAGAAGGUUCAGGGAAAACCUUCACUUGUUUUCAAGGGGAUCCUUGUAGAUUUACGUAAUUGGAACCCUGAAGAACAGGCCCUACUGUCUAAAAAUGGCUUUUAUUCUUCUAAAUACAUAUAAACGGGUGUUUUAUAGACGGGAAAACAUGACCUUAGAAAGGAGGGAGUUUUCAGAGGAUUUGCAGGCUGUCAGGGGCUCUGCCUCCAGGCCUAGUGUGGCAGCGUGGCCUCAGGGCCUCCGCCUCCCUGCUUAAGGGCUGCACAGAGGCCAACUGUCCAGGGAGCUGUAAAAAUCUUUUCAGGUCAGACCAAUUUGAGAGAUUUUAAAAAGUGUCUCAAUGCCUCUUAUGAUUUCAGAAGGUUUUGCUAUAUGUAAUCCCGACUACAAUUUUCUUGAGAGUAGCAGAGGAUUAGAAAAAGUCCUCCAUAAAUUAUGUAAUUGGCCUUCCUGGCUAGCCUGACUCAAGCAAUGUCAGAGAUAAUUAUUCUAUUUUCAUAAUUUAUAAGUGUGGGGGCAGGCCUCAGCAUUCAAACAACCUGUUAGAGAAAAACAUCUAAUAGAUUACCUUUAUUGCCUAUUAAGGUUUUAUGUUGUUUUUAACUCAGAUGCCAUAAGAACAAAGAUACAUGUAAUUUAUAAUAGUAAUCAUUAAUACCUAUAUUGUGCUUUAAGGUUUACAAAAUAUUUUUUCUCAUACUUUAUCUUAUUUUAAUUUCUUGACAGUCCGUGAGGUAAGGUGGUAGCUUCAUCACCAUUUUACAAAGUGGGAAACGAAGGUGGAGAACCGUCCUCUUAGGAACCUGGUUGUCCCCCUUUGUAUAAUAAAACUUCGAAGCUCAGAGCUGUUAACUGGUUUGCUGAAAGCUUAGCUGUGAGAGCCAGAAUUCAGAGCCAGGUCUGAGUGACUUCAAACUGCACACUCCUUCCCAUUAUUACCCAUAUGCUGUCCCUUAUAUUUUUAAUUUAUUAGGAAUUCAUUCAUUUAUAAACUUGGUGAUUCACCUUCAUUCGAUUCUGGUCACUGAAGGCUUUAGUAACUUCAGAGUAAAACUUGAGAGAUGAGAUGUGAAACGCAGCCAUUCUUGAGAGUUCCUUUUUCUGUAACAUUCAUCAACACUUCAUUGAGAAGUGAAGGUUCCUAUGGCUGUCUCUACCUUCAAGAGGCUUAGCUUUAGUCACUGAGAAAGACAAGAAAACUAACGAUAGAAUGUAGUAGCUUCCUCUGGCGCUAGGUAUUACAGAGUCACAGCUAGUGACAGCUAGCCUUUUAUUAUUGAAAGAAGAGGAGCUAACAGUCCCACUAUCAGAAUUAAGACUAGAGAUGGCAAUAGGAGCUAGUAUUAGAAAAGCUUAAGGCAAAACAUAAAGUGUAGGCUAGAAUGAAGCUGGAGAAUGGGGAGGGGUCUUGGGUAACAUCCAGAAUCUGGCUGGGGACCUGGAACUACAUGAGAUAAAAGAAUGGAGGGGUUCUAGCAGUAGUCAGAGGUCAGGUACAAAUGAACAGCUGGGAUCUGGGCAUGGCAGACAGUGAAAAAACCCAGGCAAGCAAAACGGUCAGAGCAGGAGGGGGCCCAAGGCCACAUUCUUGAGAUGUGGAGGGGCUGAGGAAGCCAUGCCAAGUGAGAGCAGAUGCAGCUCAGCAGUUCCUAGCGAGCCCUGACAAGCCAGCUCAGCUGAAGCUUCGGGUGGGAGCCAGUCAUGGCACAGUGGAGUGAAGGAAGAGCAGUUUCAGGCACCCAGAACCUGACCCCCACGACUUGUUUUCCCCCUGAAGAGCCACCCAUUCCAUCCAAACCCUUUGCAAAAGUCUGCUAACAGAGAGAACCGGCCAGUAUGCUGGCUACUCGCGAUCAUGCCUGUCUGUCUUUACCCUCUCAGCUGAAGCUGCGCGUCAAUGGUGAGAUGGCAAAAAGGUGGGUCCAGAAGAGGGGAAAAGAAGGAAGUCUGGGAAAACAAAAUGCUGAAGAAUCUGCACCAAAUAAACCCUUCCGUCCUUC